CAGGAGUCCCAGGCGCUCUCGGCGCUGGACCGGACCCUGCUCUUCCGGAACCAGCUCGGCUCCGCGCGGGAGGGCCAGGGGCCAUACCCCAUCGAAUCCGUUCCCUACUUGGCCAUCGGCGACAUUCACGACGCACGCAAUAUACCGAAGCUGUUGGCGGCCAAUGUGGGAGCUGUGCUCAAUCUCUCAGACUUCGAGGGGUCUUUCGAGAAGUACGCCGCCUCUGGGAUCGCGUACCAGAAGAUCGACUGCCUGGACAUGCCCGGCUUCCCGAUCAUCGCCAAGAGUUUUCCCACGGCGCGCAUGUUCAUGGACGGCCAGGUCCAGCGCGGCAAGCGCAUCCUCGUGCACUGCAGCAUGGGCAUAAACCGCUCCGCGACGAUUUGCGUCGCCUACCUCAUGGCGCGGAUGUGCCACCGCGCGCAUGCGCGCGCCAAGUGCUGCGGCGAGCCCCGCGCAGGAGGGCCGGGCCGUGCACGCCUGGUGGCACCCCGCAGCGCGCGCCCCGGCCGCGGCGCCGUCGGCCUGCGCGCAUGGCUGCGUGCCUCUUGCUCUGCGGCCCGGCGCGGGCGCGUCGGCCCCCGCGGCGCUCUCGGGCACUGGCAAGCGGAGUGCGCCCGCGGCCGGCGCGGGCACCGCGCUGAGCGCGUGCCCGGGGACAGGGUCGGGCCUGGUCCGGCCGGAGGCCACGGGCAAAGUCUCGGGGCCCCCCAGGCGGGGACAGGUCGGGUCCCCUAAACAGGGGCACUGGUAAGCCCAGAGAUUGGCGCGCAAGAGAUAGCUGCAGCUGUGGGUGUCGAGACAUCUUUUCGCUGGCGGGAGUUCUCAAAGUCCUGGUCAGA
Molecule: messenger RNA, 842 nt
Organism: Prorocentrum cordatum
Lineage: Eukaryota; Dinophyceae; Prorocentrales; Prorocentraceae
Source: the annotation of a GenBank genome assembly